CCCAUUCUUGCAUUACACACAGCAUUACACACACACAAAAACUUGUAGUGUGAUAAAGUGCCAAAGCAAAAGGAAGUUAAAGUUCAAAUAUAGAAGGAUGAAAGUUAAGAAUUCAGCAUCGAUCAAGCUUCUGGUUUUACAAUAUCUAUCGAUUUUAUGUGCUUCACAGGAUUUUGAUUUCUUCUACUUUGUUCAACAGUGGCCUGCUUCUUAUUGUGAUUCAAGACAUAGCUGUUGCUAUCCUACAACAGGAAAACCUGCCGAAGAUUUUAGUAUUCAUGGGUUAUGGCCAAAUUACAACGAUGGAAAAUGGCCAUCAAAUUGUGAUCCCAAGAACUAUUUCGAUCAAUCUGAGGUUUCAGAUCUUGUUCGAAGAAUGCAGAAAGAUUGGCCAACCCUAGCCUGCCCAAGUGGCGACGGCUUGAAAUUCUGGGGUCAUGAAUGGGAUAAACAUGGGACAUGUACCAACCUCGAUCAACACACUUACUUCCAAACAGCUCUUGACCUCAAGAAAAAAGCCAAUUUGCUACAAGUCCUUCAAAAUGCAGGGAUUCGACCCGGAAAAUUCUACAGCUUAGAGAGCAUAAAGCAAGCAAUUGAAGAAGGUGUCGGAUAUGCCCCGUUCAUAGAGUGCAAUGUGGAUUCAUCGGGGAAUCAUCAACUAUUACAAGUUUAUCUGUGCGUGGAUACCUCGGCAUCCAAUUUCAUUCAAUGUCCACUUUUCCCACAUGGAAGAUGUGGGUCUCGAAUCGAAUUCCCCUCACUUUCUGAGCAAUUGAAUUCGCACGAUGAAUUUUGAUUACUCUUCCUGGCUUAAUUUCCUAUUUAUUUAACUUUUCACCAUGUGAAAAGGGCUAUUGCAACCUUGGUUUUAAUGUUUUCAUCAAUAAAUUGGUUUUUAAGGACUAAAUUGAUCCUA
This is a messenger RNA of Olea europaea var. sylvestris, 919 nucleotides long. Its product is annotated as intracellular ribonuclease LX-like. The coding region runs from base 98 to 799 and encodes 233 amino acids. Gene Ontology annotation, cellular component: extracellular region. NCBI's taxonomy places the organism in Eukaryota, Viridiplantae, Streptophyta, Magnoliopsida, Lamiales, Oleaceae. Gene Ontology annotation, molecular function: RNA binding; ribonuclease T2 activity. The record is from RefSeq and is a predicted model, not a curated record. The transcript has 4 exons. Gene Ontology annotation, biological process: RNA catabolic process.